CGGGGUUGAUAAGCGGCGGCGCGGGCCCGCGCGCUCUCUUUCGGUCGCAGCGCGAGAGCGAGGCAGGAUGGGCCGCCGACCCGCGCGCUGUUACAGAUACUGCAAGAACAAGCCGUACCCCAAGUCCCGCUUCUGCCGGGGGGUUCCUGAUCCCAAGAUCCGGAUCUUCGACUUGGGCCGCAAGAAGGCGAAAGUGGACGAGUUCCCGCUAUGUGGCCACAUGGUGUCCGAUGAGUACGAACAGCUGUCCUCCGAAGCUCUGGAGGCGGCCCGGAUCUGCGCCAACAAGUACAUGGUGAAGACCUGCGGCAAGGACGGCUUCCACAUCCGCAUGCGCCUGCACCCCUUCCACGUCAUCCGCAUCAACAAGAUGUUGUCGUGCGCAGGGGCCGACAGGCUGCAGACGGGGAUGCGGGGAGCCUUCGGGAAGCCGCAGGGCACGGUUGCUCGGGUGAACAUCGGCCAGGUCAUCAUGUCAGUGCGCACCAAGACCCAGAACAAGGAGCACGUCAUCGAGGCUCUGCGCAGGGCCAAGUUCAAGUUCCCCGGCAGGCAGAAGAUCCACAUCUCCAAGAAGUGGGGCUUCACCAAGUUCAAUGCCGAGGACUUUGACGACAUGGUGGCAGAGAAGCGCCUGGUUCCCGACGGCUGCGGGGUGAAGUACAUCCCCAACCGGGGUCCCCUCAGUACCUGGCGGGCACUCCACGCUGCGUGAGAGCCUCCCCGCCAACCUCUGAAUAAACGUCUGAAUCCACCUCC
Pristis pectinata (smalltooth sawfish) is the source of this 759-nucleotide messenger RNA. RefSeq names its product ribosomal protein L10 (gene rpl10). The record is from RefSeq and is a predicted model, not a curated record. The transcript is spliced from 7 exons. Lineage: Eukaryota; Metazoa; Chordata; Chondrichthyes; Rhinopristiformes; Pristidae. Gene Ontology annotation, molecular function: structural constituent of ribosome. Gene Ontology annotation, biological process: translation; ribosomal large subunit assembly. Gene Ontology annotation, cellular component: cytosolic large ribosomal subunit; ribosome. Bases 68 to 715 code for a protein of 215 amino acids.